UGUCCUUUUUUCUCACCGUCCAAACAGAAUUUUCUCGGCGAAAUAAAUUUGCAGUCCAAAUUAGGGUUUUGAGAGAUUUGAAUGGGAAUUUCAUUCAAAUCUUCUUCAUCAAAGCACAGAUUUUUCUACUGUUGUUGCUGUUGUACCAUUUGUCGCCUUUUUUGUCGAUUCUGCUCGUAACUCGGGAAUUGCUUCUGAAAUCCCUAAUUUUUUUUUCUCCCGCUUCUGUGUCGGAAAUUUGUAUGGAUUUGAGUCGUGCUCAGCCUGAUUUGUCGCUUGGAUUUGGUUGCGCCCACGCAUCAAUGACCCCGAAAAUUCCAAUCGCCGACGAUUCGAUUAAGCUGCAAGUCGAUCCGAGUUUUCGCGCGUCGCCGGCACCCAUUCGUCCUGCUCCAUUGCAGUUGCUCGAGCAGAAGGUUGAGAAAAUUCGUGUAGGAGAGGGAAAGGAAGAGGAAGAUCAAAAGGAUGAGCAUCAUUUCAGCAUUUUAGGGCACCCGAUGUGUCUGAAAAGACAGCGGGAUUGCCCAACGCUGUCGCAGGCGAAACCUCCGAAGAGAAUCAUGGCUGAAACCGAUCUGGAAUCAAGGCGAGCAGCUGUUAGGUCAUGGGGCAAUCAGCCUAUUAAUGUGGCAGAUCCAGAGAUUCACGAGAUUAUGGAGAAAGAGAAACAAAGGCAAUUCAAAGGGAUCGAACUGAUUGCUUCUGAGAAUUUCGUGUGCCGAGCGGUAAUGGAAGCUUUGGGAAGUCACUUGACUAACAAGUACUCCGAAGGAAUGCCCGGUGCGAGAUACUACACGGGCAAUCAAUACAUCGACCAGAUUGAAACCCUGUGCAUCGAACGUGCCCUUGCCGCAUUUGGUCUUGAACCUGACAAAUGGGGUGUCAAUGUGCAGCCAUAUUCGUGUACUUCUGCGAAUUUCGCGGUGUACACCGGACUUUUGGUGCCUGGUGAUCGGAUUAUGGGGCUGGAUUCUCCCUCCGGUGGGCACAUGAGCCACGGGUAUUACACGCCUGGUGGGAAGAAGGUUUCUGCUGCAUCAAUAUUCUUUGAGAGUUUUCCUUAUAAGGUGAAUCCUCGCAGUGGGUAUAUUGAUUACGAUAAGCUUGAGGAGAAGGCGCUUGAUUACCGCCCCAAGAUUCUUAUAUGUGGAGGAAGUUCAUAUCCUAGGGACUGGGAUUUCGCAAGGAUUAGACAGAUUGCAGACAAGUGUGGAGCUGUUUUGAUGUGUGAUAUGGCUCAUAUAAGCGGGCUCGUUGCUACUAAGGAAUGUUCAAAUCCGUUUGAUCACUGUGACAUAGUUACGUCCACUACCCACAAAGGUCUGCGAGGACCCAGAGGAGGUAUCAUCUUCUACCGGAGAGGCCCAAAGAUAAGAAAGCAGGGUCCUCAUUCUGGUCACUGUGACAGUUCUUCACAAUAUGAUAUCGAGGAAAAGAUAACAUUUGCAGUAUUCCCGUCCCUACAAGGGGGUCCUCACAACAACCACAUCGCUGCUCUUGCCAUUGCCUUGAAACAAGUGGCCACUCCAGAGUACAAAGCUUACAUACAACAGGUGAAGAGAAACGCUCAAGCUUUGGCAUCAGCUCUGCAGAGGAGAAAAUGCCGGUUGGUUACCGGUGGCACGGACAACCAUUUGUUGCUAUGGGAUCUGACCCCCUUGGGACUGACAGGGAAGGUCUACGAGAAGGUCUGUGAGAUGUGCCAUAUUACCUUAAACAAGACUGCUAUAUAUGGAGACAAUGGCUCCAUAUGUCCCGGAGGUGUCAGGAUCGGGACACCGGCCAUGACAACCCGAGGCUGUGUAGAGUCAGAUUUCGAGACAAUAGCCGAUUUUCUCAUCAGGGCAGCUCAGAUAACGAGUGCUUUGCAGAGGGAACACGGGAAGUGCAACAAAGAGUUUGUGAAGAGUCUCUGCAACAACAAAGACAUAACUGAACUCAGGAACAGGGUUGAAGCCUUUGCUUCACAGUUUGAGAUGCCUGCGUUUGAGAUUUGAAUGCCCAAAUAGAGAGACCAAUUGUCACAGCGGUGAAGCCACAUUUAAUUCUUCCACUAAAUGCUCUCUCUCUCUCUCUCUCUCUCUCUCUCUCUCUGGGGUAUUUCAUUAUAGUUAUAUAUCCUGUAAAUUACAGUGAAUAGAUGUAUUUGUGUAGAAACGAAGAAAACGGAAAUGAAGUACAUUGUUUUUUUA
This is a messenger RNA of Tarenaya hassleriana, 2192 nucleotides long. Its product is annotated as serine hydroxymethyltransferase 7. Gene Ontology annotation, biological process: tetrahydrofolate interconversion; folic acid metabolic process; L-serine catabolic process. Gene Ontology annotation, cellular component: cytoplasm. Gene Ontology annotation, molecular function: glycine hydroxymethyltransferase activity; serine binding; pyridoxal phosphate binding. The record is from RefSeq and is a predicted model, not a curated record. Bases 243 to 1997 code for a protein of 584 amino acids. The transcript is spliced from 4 exons. Lineage: Eukaryota; Viridiplantae; Streptophyta; Magnoliopsida; Brassicales; Cleomaceae.